Molecule: messenger RNA, 4266 nt
Organism: Gadus morhua (Atlantic cod)
Lineage: Eukaryota; Metazoa; Chordata; Actinopteri; Gadiformes; Gadidae
Product: suppressor of tumorigenicity 14 protein homolog
Exons: 19
Coding region: 314-2848 (844 amino acids)
Biological process (GO): proteolysis
Molecular function (GO): protein binding; serine-type endopeptidase activity
Source: RefSeq, a predicted model, not a curated record
UACCUGAGACUCAUACGCGUCUACGAAGUAAUCAACAGGUGUUACCUGUUGCUGACGUCAGUAUCUACGCUGGUUUCGCCCUGAUCAGAGGAACUAAACUACAACAGACAGAGCAGCUAUACAUUAGACCUGCUGAGACUAACUAGUGAUUGGUUAGUCCCCCUCCUCCAGGGUGAGUUCCAAUACCUGCGGCUGUUAAGAAGAGGAGCAGAAAAGGAUAUCUCUGGUACCAGACACCUGUCGUCCAGCUCUCAUCCACACACACACGCACACACACGCGCACACGCACACACGGUCCCGGGUCCUUGAAUUCAUGUCUUCCCCGAGCUCCGGGACGGGGCCCAGGUUCAGUAACGAGCAGGGCGGGGAUGCAGCGGUCGGGUUCCUCCCGGCCUCAGGCUCAGGGAAGAAGAGGAGGAGGCCUAGUAAGAAGACGCUGUGGAAGGGUCUGGCUCUGCUGGGGGGGGCUGGCGCUCUGGCCCUCAUCACAGGACUGCUUGUCUGGCACUUCCACCUGCGUGAAGACCAGAAGGUCCAGAAGACCUACGUGGGGGUGAUGGGCAUCUCAGACCAGCAGUUUGCGGAGGCCUACGAAGAGCCCAGCAGCGAGGAGUACAAGCACCUCGCUGGGCUGGUCAACAGCCAGUUGAAGGUGAUGUACUCCAAGAACUCGGUGCUGUCCAAGUACUUCCAGGAGUCUACGGUCAAGGCCUUCAGUGAAGAGGAGGAUGGCAUCGUGGCCUACUACCACUCAAAGUUCAGCCUCCCGGAGCCCCGCCUCUCCUCCCUGGACCAGGCCAUGAAGUCUCUGGAGGAGCCGGAGGGACAGCAGGUCCGCCAGGGCCGCCUGCUGCUGAGACCCACCAACACCCUGAACGUCCACCGCAUGGUGACUGGAGCCUUGGAUCCACGCAUGACAAAGCCCAAGUUCAUCAAGAGGAAGUCCACCUCGCUCCACGUCGAGAAGAAGGGCGAGCUGCGGUCUCCGGGGUUCCCCGACUCCUUGUACAACUCCAGCACCUUCCUGCAGUGGAAGCUAAGAGCUCAGCCUCACCACAGGGUGCGCCUGGAGUUCCACAGCCUCGCCAUGGAGGAGGACUGCCAGAAGGACUUCAUCAAACUCUACGACUCCCUGGUCCCCAUCGAGCACCUGGUCCUGGCAGAGAAGUGCGGAAACGUCCACAAGCCCAUGGUCUUUCUUUCUUCUGAAAAUGUGAUGCUGCUCACCAUGGUAACCAGCAAAGAGAAUAACUUCCGAGGCUUCAGAGCCACCUACUCCCAGAUCCCUCUUAACACCACAUGUGGGGGUCAGCUGACUGGCCUCUCAGGGGACAUCACCUCACCCUUCUUCCCGGCAUUCUACCCUCCUAAGACGACAUGCGUGUGGAACAUUCAGGUCCCCAAAGGCCACUUUAUCAAACUCCAGUUCACUGAUUUCUCUCUGGCAGACCCAGCAGAGGGCAAAGCGGGGUGUACCAAGGAUUAUGUAGAGGUCAACGACCAAAGGCUCUGUGGAAAGAAAGAGAGCAGCGUCAUCACCGUAGAAAGCACCAAGAUGACCGUCAGGUUCCAGUCCGACGACUCCAACGUGGAUUCUGGAUUCGAGGCCCAAUACGAAGCCUUCGUCCCUGCUAACCCAUGCCCUGGGCGUUUCCACUGCGACAACCACCAGUGUGUGAACCUCACUCUGCAAUGUGACGGCUGGGAGGACUGUACGGACCGCAGCGACGAGAACAACUGCACCUGCCAGGAGAGCCAGUUCCUCUGUGGUAACGGGAGGUGUAAGCCCAGCUUCUGGAGGUGUGACGGAGUGGACGACUGUGAAGACGGCUCUGACGAGGAGCACUGUGGGCAGUGCAGUGCAGGACAGUUCCGUUGUCAUAACGACCGCUGCAUCCCAGACAACCAGACGUGUGACGGGACGAACGACUGCUCGGAUGGGUCGGACGAGGCCCAGUGUAAGGAGGGGGUGGAGGCCAAGUGCUCAGCUCAGACCUACCGCUGCAGCUCUGGGGUGUGCAUCAGUAAGGUGAACCCCGAGUGUGACGGAGAAGCAGACUGUCAGGACGCCUCUGAUGAAGCCAACUGUGAGUGUGGGACCCGUCCCUUCCAGAGCUCGGCCGUGGUCGGGGGGGAGAUCUCUCAGGUGGGGGAGUGGCCCUGGCAGGUGAGCCUCCACGUCCGCGGCAUGGGUCACGUGUGUGGGGCCUCCGUCCUGAACGACGGCUGGCUGCUCACCGCCGCGCACUGUGUCCAAGACGACGACAACACCAGGUUCUCCAGGGUGGACCUCUGGGAGGCCAUGCUGGGUCUCCACAUCCAGGGCCAUGACAGCGAGUGGACGGUGAGGAGGCACCUGAAGAGGAUCAUCCCCCACCCGAGCUUCGACCCCAAGACCUACGCCAACGACCUCGCCCUGAUGGAGCUGCAGAAGCCCGUCGCCCUCAACCAGAACAUCUGGCCCAUCUGCCUGCCCAGCCCCGCCCACCAGUUCCACGCCGGGGAGUCGGCCUGGAUAACCGGCUGGGGGACCACCAGGGAGGGAGGUUUUAAAGCGGCCAUCUUGCAGAAGGCGGAGGUUCGCGUGGUGAACCAAACAGUUUGCAAUACUCUGAUGGAGGGCCAGAUCACAGACGGCAUGCUGUGUGCCGGCUUCCUGAAGGGAGGCGUGGACGCCUGUCAGGGGGACUCUGGCGGGCCCCUGUCCAUCACGGCGGCGGCGGGUGGGCGUGUCUUCCAGGCGGGCGUGGUCAGCUGGGGAGACGGCUGCGCCCGUAAGAACCGGCCCGGCGUGUACGUCCGCGUCACGCAUCACCGCGCCUGGAUCAAGGAGCACACGGGCCUGUAGCCCGCGGACCCCGCCCCCCCCCCCCCCGGCCCGGCCUCCAGGAGACUCACCUCUGGACCCGCUGAGGGCAGAGGGUCUGUUCAGGAACCUGACAUCUCACGACUAUGGCAAGCCGAUUUGAUAUAAAUUCGCUAGACUGGAUAUGUGUUGCAGGUAUCUGCAAUUCAGUUUCGCCUAGUCAAAACUAACAUUCCGGAUAUCCGCAACUACAUUCCUCCUAUCCACAAUUGUCAUUUCAGAUAUCCACAAAGACAUUCCUCCUUGGAAAAAUGACGUCAUUUUCGCCAUUCAUGUCCAAGGGGUUUCUCAUUGCAGGUAUCUACAAUUCAGUUGCGGAUAUCUUUGUGAAUUAAGGAUAUCUGCAACUGAAUUGUAGGUAUCUGUAAUUCCAGUUUGAGAUAUCUACAAUUUGAUUCUGACUAGUCAUAAUUCCAGUUCAAGAUAUCUUUAAUUCACCUCAAUUCAAGAUAUCUACAUGUCCCUUUUCAGAUAUCUUAAAUUAAGUUUUGACUAGGCGAAAUGACGUUGUAGAUAUCUCUAACUGGAGUUACGACUAGUCAAAAUGACGUUGUACAUAUCUCUAACUGGAGUUACGACUAGUCAAAAUGACGUUGUAGAUAUCUCAAACUGGAGUUAGGGAUAGUCAUAAUUUAAUUGUAGAUAUCUAUUAUCAAGUUAUAGAUAUCUUGAAAGGAAUUUUGAUUAGAGCUAUCUAAAAUUGUAGAUAUCUGUAACUUUCAUUCCACCUAGUCAAAAUCUAAUUACAGAUAUCUUGAAUUUGAGUUUUGACUAGGCAAAAUGACGUUACAGAAAUCCUGAAUUAGAAUUCCAACUAUUCAAAAUGUAAUUACGCCUGGUCAGAAAGAAGUUGUUGAUAUCUACAAUGUUAAUUCCGGAUAGUCAAACUUAGUUAAUAAAUUACAAUUCGGCUUGCCAUACACGACUGGGAUGUAGCUUUACAAGGCGCGGUGGUUAACGGGUCUUUACGUUGGCAUGGUGAUGACCGUUGCGAUGUGUGCAGACUGCUGGGCGGGGUUUUGGAACACUUCUCAGUACUGAUAGCGGACAUCAGGGUCCUCAGAACAGAUCUACUGCUACUGUCACAGACCUAGGGCAAGCUAACGGCUAACUAGCCCCUCAGCCUCCAGGUCACAUGGUCCAGGUGGCCUGAAGAAAGCCGGAGAAGGAGAUAGUGAGACUAUCUUUUAUGGUGCAUUCAUAUUUAAAAUACUGGGAAACACUGUGGUUAUUACACUAUUCGGUUUUGGUUUGUGCUUCGGAAAUGGUUUUGGGUUACUUGUGUUUAAUUUAUGCAGAUUAUAUUUUAUAUUUGAAUAUAUUUUUCUAUAAAUGUUUACUGAUUACUGAGUAUUAUGUCUGAAAAUGUGCUGAUAUGCUAGGUUAUUCCAUGAGUGUUU